AUAUUUGUCAGCACGGGGACAGACGAGGUACAGUGUUUAUCAAUGACACCAGAACAUGUAGAGAUUUCCAGACUGCCCAGGUCACGUGGCACUGCUACAGUCAGGUGGCUAGGGGAUACUGCUGUGACAGCUGCUCGGACGUCUACAACGCCUCAGAUACAGGCUGUUUAUAUGGAGACAAAGCGCCAUUUUGUAUUAAUAUCACCAGAAGACAAUGUUACGGUAAAACAAACCAAAAUGAACCCGUGCCAGACGUCUGCUGCAGAAAAUGUCGGGAGUUCCGAGGAAAUAUAAACGGCUGUUUAUAUGGAGACAAAGCGCCAUUUUGUGUUAAUAUCACCAGAAGACAAUGUUACGGUAAAACAAAUCAAAAUGAACCCGUGCCAGACGUCUGCUGCAUAAAAUGUCGGAAGUUCCGAGGAAAUAUAAACGGCUGUUUAUAUGGAGACAAAGCGCCAUUUUGUGUUAAUAUCACCAGAAGACAAUGUUACGAUAAAACAACUCAAAAUGAACCCGUGCCAGACGUCUGCUGCAGAAAAUGUCGGGAGUUCCGAGGAAAUAUAAACGGUUGUCCAUACGGAGACAGGGCCCAGAAUUGCAGAAAAAAGCUGUGUAGUAACCCAGAGAACAUCAUAAAUUGUUGUGAAACAUGUGCUUCACCAGACAGUGGCAGCACCACGGAGACCACCCCGGAACAGCAGCUGCCUGUUGUGAUUGCACUGCCCUUAGAGAUCAAAAUUAACGCCCCCUUCGACACGCUACUAACGGAUUCUAAUACGCUGCAGUUUAAAAAUAUGAGCAACUAUACGUGUUAUCCAAUCGUAGAGAAGCUUGAUUCAGCUUAUUCCCAAUACUUUUAUAUUAGAUGUAAAGUGCUUUCAUUUCGAAACGGUAGCGUGAUAGCAGACACGCGGGUAGAUUUUUUAAGGAAAUCAUCGAACACAAAACCACCGCUGACAGACAUUAAAGAUAACAUCAACAACACCUUUCAGACACACCACAUGCAACUGGUUAAAUUGGAUCUUAUGUUUGAUGAAUGUCACUCACCUGACAUACGUGUUACCUGCUCCAGGUAUGCAGAUUGUUUAGACGAGACAGUCGGUUACUCUUGCCACUGUAUCCUUGGUUACAGAAACACUUCCAAUGGCGGGGAUUCAUGUGCUGAAAGUUGUGAAAAAGUUCCGUGUAAAAACGACGGCAAGUGCAUGGAAAACCAAGACGGCCCUGUGUCGUGUCAGUGUGCGGAGGGGUUUGAAGGGCCCCGUUGUGAGAGGGUGCUUGUCCCCACGUGGCACGAGCCAGUGAUCAUUGGUGGUGUUUGCGAUGAAGUUGCCGCCAGCAGCACCUGCAUAGGGAUGGACUAUAGGGGCAAUGAACUCAUCUCGAUACCUGAUACCAGAGAGAGUCCCAUUCUGGAUCACAUGAAGGUCAGUACGCCCAUGGAUUGA
Lingula anatina is the source of this 1448-nucleotide messenger RNA. RefSeq lists its product as uncharacterized. The record is from RefSeq and is a predicted model, not a curated record. NCBI's taxonomy places the organism in Eukaryota, Metazoa, Brachiopoda, Lingulata, Lingulida, Lingulidae. Gene Ontology annotation, biological process: membrane protein ectodomain proteolysis. Gene Ontology annotation, molecular function: metalloendopeptidase activity.